UUGCUGUCUGCCCAUCUCCUUCUUGAACCUCUGAAACCUCCCUGUCCCCGUCCUCCGCUCGUUCUCCUCCGUCGAUUCGAUCCGUCGGAGGCUUGAGGUGGCGAGGGAGACGCACCGCAGGUGAGAAGGGGGCUGAGUUAAGCGCGGCUAGCCUGCCUUAGCUUGGGGGACGCGGCAGGAUUUCGAUCGAUCGCCCGCGCGAGACCGCCGCCAUGUCUUUCACCGGCACGCAGGACAAGUGCAAGGCGUGCGACAAGACCGUCCACUUCAUCGACCUCCUCACCGCCGACGGCGUCUCCUACCACAAGACAUGCUUCAAGUGCAGCCACUGCAAGGGGACCCUCUCGAUGUGCAACUACUCUUCCAUGGAUGGUGUCCUGUACUGCAAGACGCACUUUGAGCAGCUCUUCAAGGAGACCGGGAGCUUCUCAAAGAAAUUCUCCCAAGGUGGCAAAUCUUCAGACAAGAACGACCAGGGGAAAGCUCCAAGCAAGCUUUCUUCAGCAUUCUCUGGAACUCAAGAUAAAUGUGCAGCCUGCCAAAAAACUGUUUACCCACUGGAGAAGCUAACUCUGGAGGGUGAAUCUUACCACAAGAGCUGUUUCAAAUGCUCCCAUGGAGGCUGCAUCCUGACGACAUCAUCCUACGCGGCACUCAACGGCAUCCUCUACUGCAAGAUCCAUUUCUCACAGCUGUUCAAGGAGAAGGGCAGCUACAACCACUUGAUCCAGACCGCGCAAUCGAAGCAGAAAGAGUCCGAGGAGGCUGCACCGGAGGCGGCAACAGAUGCCAAUGAGAAAGAACAGGAAGUGCCCCCACAAGACGCGACAUAGAGCGAAGAUUAGGGGGAAAGUCAACCGGAUAUAUAUACAUAAGAAACUCUUCAUUCUAAGCUAGUAAUUCGAUGUAUCUCUUCCUUGCUUCGUCCUAUUUUUUUUUCCCGCCUCUGAAAGACUGAAAGAUUUUUUUUUCCUUUUUCUUUGACAAAUUGCAACUGUUGUACUUGUUGACACGAUUAUUUCUGUAUGAGGCUCCGGAGUCUUGACAUUGGCAAAUUGUCCAGAAUAUGUUCGCUUU
This is a messenger RNA of Oryza brachyantha (malo sina), 1077 nucleotides long. RefSeq names its product LIM domain-containing protein PLIM2b-like. Bases 213 to 833 code for a protein of 206 amino acids. Gene Ontology annotation, molecular function: actin filament binding. Gene Ontology annotation, biological process: actin filament bundle assembly. The transcript is spliced from 5 exons. The record is from RefSeq and is a predicted model, not a curated record. Lineage: Eukaryota; Viridiplantae; Streptophyta; Magnoliopsida; Poales; Poaceae. Gene Ontology annotation, cellular component: actin cytoskeleton; plasma membrane.